AAAGAAAGAAACUAUAAACAAAAGAGUGAAACUAACAAACAAACAAAAAACUGCAUUAGCCAAAAUGGUUUUCAUGACUUCUAUAGUUCUCUUCCCUCAUUCAAAAACAACUUUUUCUUCUUUUGUUAUUUAUUGCACAAUCAUACAAAUUUGCGCUACAAGCAACACCUCUCUUAAACCAAUCCUAUAAAAACCACAAACACACACACAAACUAAACAAAAAUCAAACAUUUACAAAGAUUAUAGAGAAGGAAAAAACAUGACAAACCUAACUCACUCUUUGCUCUUCUUCUCCUGUUCCUUAUCUCUACUUAUACGUGUGGCCAUUGCAGGAAGUAGACCUGCUCAUGGUCCAGCUUAUUCAAACCCAUCUGCUUUCUCUCCAGAAGCUUACGAUUUCUUUCACCCAAAAUCAUCACUACCUGACAAUAAUCCACCAAGAAACUCGCAUUCUUUGCCAUUUCUUUCACCUUCACCUUCACCUUCAAAGGCAUCUAAUGUAGAAGCAGACACACAAGGAAGUAAAGUUUCAUCAGACGAACGCAUAAGUGAGAGUAGGAGAGAAGAAGGACGAGGAGAAACUGUUGGCAUAGUGAUAGGCAUUUCUUUCACAGCUCUCCUUUUAAUGGGAAUUUACUUUGUGAUCAAGAAACGACUAGCUAAUUUAACCCGCACGAUUGUAAUCCACUCUGAUGCUUGAUCAUUAUCAAGUAAUUAGUUAUUGAUUUUGCAUGCAGAAUGGUAGCAAAAUAGCUGGACUUUGGUCUGGUUUAAUUUAAUAUUCCGUUUGAAUUUGGGGUUCGACAAAAAUUAGGAAAACAUCUUGAAACUAUAUAUGGAAAAUAAUUUAAUAUUUCAUAAAGUUAAAUGGAUCUUAAAUAUGUUUUAGUUGCUGUCAGAAAAUUAAACCUUAUUCAGUUUGGAUUCAAGUCUAGUCGUAUUUUAGUCAACGAAAUAAGAACUAGAUUUUUGGUCAGAGUUUCUUCCAAUUUCAGACAGUCGCACUAAAAUGGCGUUCCGCGUUUUCCUCCGCGUCCUCUCCCUCACAGCUCUUCUCAUUUUCUCCUUCUUUUGCCGCAUCUUCCUCCGACGUAGACGAUGAGGAUUUUAGCUUCCUGGAAGAUCUCAAUGAUGAAGGUCCCGGUGAGCCACUUACUUCCCCUGUGAGUCUGAGCCAGACGAAUUCGACGGAGGAGAAGCCGGAAGACCCCGAAGCGUACGACGACGUGGAAUACGGAGAUUUCUCCGAUCUAGGUAAUCAAGUUUCGGAUCGGUUCCCGGCGACAUUACGUGGUGGUCGUCAAAGAGCGUAACUUCACAGACGUGAUAGAGAACAACCAAUACGUCAUGGUUUAGUUCUACGCCUCGUGGUGUGGUCAUUGCCAGUGUCCUGCGGCUCAAGGGAGACGGUGUCGGUUUGGCUAAAGUCGAUGCGACGGAGGAGAAUGAGCUGACUCAUCAGUAUAGCGUUCAGGGCGUCCCUACUAUUAUUCUCUUCUUUGUAGAUGGGGAGCACAAGCCUUACACUGGAGGGAGGACAAAGUAAGUGGAACUAAAGUUCAAAUCUUUAGUGUGAUUAAAGCUAGUGUUACUGAAGUUAGUGUGUGUCUUACAGAAAUACGUCACCGCAAUUUAUAUUGUAUGAUCAGAACUGUUUCAAUGGACUACAGAAAGAUGAGGAUAAGUAAAUUUUAGUUUUGACA
Molecule: messenger RNA, 1703 nt
Organism: Brassica rapa (field mustard)
Lineage: Eukaryota; Viridiplantae; Streptophyta; Magnoliopsida; Brassicales; Brassicaceae
Source: RefSeq, a predicted model, not a curated record